Aspergillus aculeatus ATCC 16872 is the source of this 1224-nucleotide messenger RNA. Its product is annotated as acyl-CoA desaturase. The coding region runs from base 1 to 1224 and encodes 407 amino acids. Gene Ontology annotation, biological process: unsaturated fatty acid biosynthetic process. Gene Ontology annotation, molecular function: iron ion binding; stearoyl-CoA 9-desaturase activity. The record is from RefSeq and is a predicted model, not a curated record. The transcript is spliced from 2 exons. NCBI's taxonomy places the organism in Eukaryota, Fungi, Ascomycota, Eurotiomycetes, Eurotiales, Aspergillaceae. Gene Ontology annotation, cellular component: endoplasmic reticulum membrane.
AUGACGGUGCAAGAAAAAGAAAUCCUGGCCGAGAGGAAAGAGCCUCCAGCCCAGCCGCUCGAUGAGAUCCAUUGGUUCAAGCGCCUGGAGUGGUUCCGGAUGUUCAUCAUCUGGGGCAUUCCUUUGCUCGGCUUCAUCGGAGCCACCCAGGUUCCCUUGCACAAGAAGACGGCUAUCCUCACGAUCGUCUAUUAUUUUAUCAGUGGGAUCAGUCUUUCGGCAGGUUAUCACCGGCUCUGGUCCCACCGCGCCUACACCGCGACCGCAGUAACGCGGUUCUUCCUCGCUUUCUUCGCAGCAUCCGUUGGCGAAGGCAAUGCCUACACGUGGGCGCGCGACCAUCGUGCCCACCACCGCUUCACGGACACUGAUCAGGAUCCGUACAGCGUGCACAAGGGCCUGUUCUAUGCCCACUUCGGCUGGAUCAUCUUCACGCAGGACCGCAGCCUCACCGGGCGCACCGACGUGUCCGACCUCAAGAAUGACAAGAUUGUAAUGUGGCAACGGCGCAACUACAUGUCGCUGUUCGUGCUCACUGCGUUCAUCUUGCCCACAGUCUUCGCGGGGCUACUCUGGGACGACUGGUGGGGCGGCCUGGUGUACGCUGGUGCCAUCCGGAUGUUCAUUGUCCAACAGAGCACCUUCUUUAUCAACUCCAUCGCCCACAGUCUCGGUGACCAGACCUACUCCGACCGACACUCCCCACGCGACAGCGUCAUCACCUCCUUCCUGACCGGAGGCGAGGGCUACCACAACUACCACCACGAGUUUCCCAUGGACUACCGCAGCGGAGUGCGCUGGUACCACUACGAUCCGCCCAAGUGGACGAUCUACAUCCUGUCCUUAUUUGGGAUGACCUCCGACCUCAAGCAGUUCCCCGACAACGAGGUCAGCAUGGGCGCGCAUCAGCAGAGGAUGAAGAAGUUGAACCAGGAGGCCAAGGGGAUCAGUUGGGGAACCCCGGUUGAGGACCUUCCGCUGUUGACCUGGGCGGAGUAUACCGAGAGAGCGAACGGCGGCCACCAUUUGAUCUGUCUCAAGGGGGUUAUCUACGAUGUGGCUCCGUUUGUACAUCAGCAUCCCGGUGGUACCAAGAUCAUUCUUAGCUACGUGGGGAAAGACGCCACAGAGCAAUUCUUUGGCGGGGUCUACGCCCAUUCGAACGGAGCGGAGAACUUGCUGUGCGGCAUGAGAUACGCCAGGCUCGUGGAGGAGACAAAAUAA